This is a messenger RNA of Pomacea canaliculata, 11905 nucleotides long. RefSeq lists its product as uncharacterized. Lineage: Eukaryota; Metazoa; Mollusca; Gastropoda; Architaenioglossa; Ampullariidae. The coding region runs from base 818 to 6208 and encodes 1796 amino acids. The record is from RefSeq and is a predicted model, not a curated record. The transcript has 4 exons.
UUUUUGGGGGGGGCGUAUAACUUGUAGGCCUUUAAUACAAAGAAACAGAAAUUGAAAUGCUCUGCAGAAGUACAUGGACACAUGUGUUCCACUUGCUGCCUCAGUUCACACACACAAAAGAGCAAUGCAACUUUUGUGCUUCAAAGUGUAUUGUUUACUGCACAUCUGCAAGGCUGUUGAGCAGUAGCCUGCCUUCUCUGCCUGGGGGAUCAUUCAUCAUAGUUAAUGCGUUGAAGAAAAAUAGGGAUGCUAGGAAGGUGAGUAGCACACCACACACAUCCAGGUAAAUGACUUAAGGGUGCUACCAUUAAUCAUUCUCUCUCCAUUGUCAAGGUCACUGCUGAUAGGCUGCUGACGUCACAGCAGAUGAUAGAAAGUGAGCCAGUAAGGUCAGAGAGCAUGUCAAAAUAUGGAUUCCAUGUUUUUUAACCUGGCGUUGAACUUGGGCACGGCACACGAUAGGAGUACUGAGAAGAAACCAGCGUUAUUACUGCAUGCUGGCAACAAGCUAUGGGAACCACCUGUCUGGUGCUUUCUCCUCCACUCCAGAAGUUGUAACCUCUGUCACCCUGCCAGCUGGGAAAAACAUUACAUGAAAUGAUGGAGAAAUAGCAUACAUGUUUGCCAGCAGUGGUUAAGUUGAACCUCAGUGGCCACUUCAGACCAAGUGGACAUUGACAAACGAUUACAGCAAGCCAGUUUGCGAUUGUGGAGGUGGUAGCAAUGGGUACAGAGCAAAAAUGCCUUCAUUUUCCUGACAUAAUGACACCAUUACAGGAGCCUUGAUAGUGGUUAAGAGGCAAAUCUGGCCGAUCCAAUGGGUCAGCAGCACUCGCAUGCUGCAAAGGCUGCUCAGCUAUCCGCAAUAAGCUCCAAACUGAGUGGUGCCACAAAAGAAAGCCUGGAUGCCCGUGGGUCUGGAUUUUGCAAAACAGAGCAUGGGAAUAGUUUACAGCCAGGGGCCAACAACUCUGCAACAGAUGCCCACACUAUUUUGUCUGGUUCCUCGGCAUCAUCUUUGUAUGCAACAGACAUGCACACAAAAUCAGUUCGUGCUGCCAUCGAUUCUUUUAUUGAAAAGUGUGUGGUAGGAGGUGGAGAGUCCCAGAGUUCUGACUUAACACAUGAUAAAGGAGUCAUAUUGCCGUGGAAGAAGAGUGAAGUAAAAAUUGAGAAACUUAAUGAUCUUUAUGAGCCCAGUGACUCCACUAACACUAGAGGUACUGAUGAUCCCAGCAAACGAGAUGGUGAGAGUGCUUACAUGGACAAUAAACAUGAAGCAGAAAUGAAGCAGGAAAGUCCAGUUGUGCAUGACUGUUUUGAAAUUCAGAAUGAGUCCAAAAAUGGUCCACCUGUAGCAAGUCAACAGGAUGCGGAAAGCGCAAAGUUGAAGUUAACAAAAGAUGCUAAAAUGGUGGACAAUGUCAAAGAAGAAAGCUCCAGGCAGCCUUCCACAACUUGUGAUAGUCCUAAGCAAGGUGAAACAAGUGCAGACAAGUUAAGUGCAACUAGCUUUGCUUCGCCCUUGAAGCCAGAGGUAUGCAAAGGAUCUAGUACUCCAGUUUCUGUGAAUGGUGUUGAGGAAAGUUCCAGUAGUAAAGCAGAAGAUACUGGAGAUUGUUUAAAAGAUGCCACAGUUAACUCUGAUAAUGGAGAUGGGAGAUCUAUUCGUCUGCAGACCAUCAUUGACCGAGUCUUAGAUACUUCCCUGGGAACCAGUUCAGAUUUGAAAAGUGUUCCUUUAGAGCAGCAGCUUCUUCCAAAGCUGGCAGCUGAAGAAAGGGCAAUGGAGAUGGCCAAAAAUAAUGCCACUAAACUCCCAGACACUGGUAGUAAAAAAACAGAAAGCAGCAGUGGCAUAGGGAGCAGGAAGGAGCCAAUGGUGUGCUUCAUGGAGCACAUUCAGGAAGCUGUAGAACGGAGCUUCUCCUCAAUAACUGAGGAAGAGGAGCGAAAAGAAAAGGGAAAAAGCAUUGUGAGGACAGGCUCAGUUUCUAAACCUUCAGGGCGAAGUAGUCAGUCUUUUAAAGGUACCAAUGAAAAUGGAAGUGUUUCAGGCAGUGACAGCACCAUCUCAGUGCAGGAUAUUGUUGAUCGUGUCAUCAGCCAAACAGAGGUCAUCAGCCAGAUGAUGACAACAUCUUCUGCAUCUGUUUCACAUACAGACACCAAACCUACGGCCACUGUCUCAGGGACUUUCUAUCCCAGCAGGAUUCCUGUUGAUACUAGCAGCCAGCGUCGUGGAGGCUACACCAAAGAUGAAUCCUCACGGGAAGCUCCUGUUCCAGACCGUCGUCGAGGGCGACCCAGAAUGCAAAGUCCCUACCUGGAUUCCCGUGAUGCUGCGCAGCAGGAGUACCUCCAGAAUUCUACAUCGCGUGCACACUCAGAAUCACAGGCAGCUCGCCGGGGAGCACCAGCAGAGGAACACUUGCAUUCCAUAGAAGCUACAGUGUCCAGAAUUCGACCCUCUCCGUCAUCGGUCCACACAUUUCAUCCUCUAAUGACAUUGGGACCUGCAAGCUCACCUGCAUAUAUCAGAGGCAUGACAUCACAACCAGGGAUUAUGCCACUAGUGCCACUUGCCAGUGUUGGCAAAAUGCAUCAUUCAGCUGCAGGCAUGCAUGCAGCAGGAGGUGCCAUGCAUGGACUCCAAGCUUCUCAUCUGCAAGGUGGCACACAGCCCCCGCCUCUCUUGAUGGUUGGGCCGGUGGAACGAAUAGAGAGUCAAAGUUCCCUUCAGCACCAGAAGUACCACACACACCCCAGGUCCUGUCCCUGCACCAUGUGUGCCAUGUACUCUGCAUGUGAAAGUGGUGGCUCAAAACUGCCACCGCCUCACACAGACAUGUCUCAGCAUUCACCUCAUUCGCCACACCACCCAUAUGCACUGAAGAAUCCAGGAGCAUCAUCACAGUCUCCCAAGUACCUGCAAAUGGUUGCUGGUGAGGUUGCUUCGGAUCACAAGGCGGAUGGUGGGUCACAUUCCCACAGCAAUGCCUAUGGCUCCUCUGCUCCAGUGUAUCCACCUCCCCAGCAGCCUUUGAGGGCGCCAACCAAAAUGCAUCCUACUACCUAUCCACCUUACGGCAUUCAGACAGGCAUGCCAGUGCCCAUGCCAAGUUUUUCUGAAAGCCGGCAAGGAGUGGAGAGCCGUCAACAUGGAGACUAUCACAGGCAUUUAGACAGGACAGAUUUCCAGAAAGCGGCAGCUGGCCCACCAGUCACAGGGCAGUAUGAAAAGGCUGUUAAUCCUCCCAGUGACAGCUCACUUGUUACCUCCUAUCCAGCACCAGAGGCAAGGUUGCCAAAACAAUCCCUGCCUGAUCACCAUAUCCAGCAUCACCGCAACAAACUUGGACAUGAGGAAGGCCCAGUGCUGGAUCUGACAGUUAAGAGGGAUAUGUGCUGUUUAGAUGAGGAAGAUAAACCAUUAGAUUUAUCUAAAAAGACCUCUGUUGUGUCCACUCUGAAUUCCGAGAAGCAAGACAUUGGCCACAUGUUUCCUGGGAAUGUACGACUUCAUAUGGAUGGUGUUGGAGACAGGAUGUAUGUGGACCCAAAUGUCCUACCUCUUGCCAGUGCUGGUAGUGCAGGAGAUGGACGGGGGAUGCCUGUGAUGGAAAGACACGUUGCAGACAUGCCUGAUGGUAAACUCAUGGUAGGAAGCCAACAUCUGCAGAAUCUAGAGACCAACAUGGAAACAUACUUCCAGAAACGUUCACAAAAAACCCAGCAGCAUGCCAUUCAGCCCUCUCAGCACCAUGGCAUUGUGUCUGUGCCUCCACCUAAUGGCAGUAACCCUGGAGUCCCUCAUAGUGGUUCCUGCAUUCCCAUGCCUUCCCAUCCCCACCAAUCGCCUUUGCCAGCACAGCAGGGAAUUCAUUCUGCUAAACAGAUCUCACUAACACAUCACAUGCCUUCCCACCCAAACACACCUCAGGGAUCUCAAGAGCCCCUUCUGUCACCAGUAGGUGGGCGGCGACCACAGCUGCACCCCAUUCCAGCCCCAAGUCUGUCUACAACACUGGGACCAGGAGGCAGUUCAAGAAGGUCCAGUCCAUAUCAGAGCUGGGCUGGGAGUGGUCAGUUUAGUACCCCAUCAGCAGCAGCUAGCACCCAUCAUGGGCAGCAGUCACCUACAGCACCGCCGCCACCACCACCAGCAGCUCCCCAACAGUUGUCUGGCUUUCUGAGUGUUCCAGGCGGCCAGCCCACCAGUCCUCAGCCUUUGAGGAGUGAAAGUGGAGGAGUGAUUGUCAUCCCAGAGUCAGGUCAUCCUGCAGCCAGCCGAUCAGCUUCCCCGCCUGGUAGUGAUCACCGUGGCGCCUGGGAUGAGAGGAGGAGAGGUAGUGUGUCCAAACAUGAGCCUCUUCAAAAUAUACUGGGCAACCACAAUCCUGCAGACAUUCUUUAUCUCAUCUGUCGCCAGUGUCGACAAACUUACGGUAGUCCAUAUGGAUUCCGCAAGCACUUCCGAAACAUGCAUGGCUUUGAGCCAAAGGCGGAGCACACUAUCGUUCAGACCAUUUCUGCAACUAAAAAUGCCAGGCAGCAGGCAGGUAUGCCACAGCACUUUGACGGUGAAGUUCAUGGGGAUGACUACCCAGCAUUUACACAAAAUGUGUCACUUGGUGAUGGGGCUAACAUGGGACGUUACGCAGCUUCCCCACAAUCAGACAUAGGUCGUUUGACCCAUGACAGCAGUCCCAGAAGUGCCAGCUCAGAAUCGCCUAUCGACUCCAUGCAUCGAUCCCCAUUGGAAGGGGGUAACAUCCCUUCUCAGGUGUACCAUCCUAGGCAGCGCCGUAGCUACAGCCGCAACAGCUCGGAUACAAAAGCAAAAUCUGUCCCUGUAUCCAAUGCUUUGUCAUUAUCAUCUUCAUCAUCAUCCUCUUCCUCUUCUGCUGGAACUCCUGGUGUGUCUGUUGAAGAGAGAGAGGACACAAAAUGUCUGGAAUGUUCAGAAUGCAAGCAGACUUUCCAGUUGAAUGAUUUUGGCUCAUAUAAGCGACACUGCCGACAACAUGGUCAAGCCAAGGGAGCAGCUGGUACUGGCAGAGGACCAGGCGGGUACACCUGCAGCGACUGCCAGUGUUCUUUCUCAGAAUCUCAUCAGCUGCAAGACCAUCUUGUCAGGCAUGAGCCAAAUGCAGCCCCUAUCAUCUGUCACCUUUGUUCUCUUCCUUUCUCAACGCCAUACCUCCUUCAGGAGCACAUGCGAGCUGUACAUAGUCAGGUCACAAAUUCAGCCUUUGAGCUGUCCAUUCCUUCAUCUCUUUCGUCGUCACUGAACGCCACCUACAGCAGCAGCACCACAAAAUUUGUAGACUCAUCUGCAAGGUCUAGUGGUGACAGUGGCCAACAACUGUCCACCUCGGUUGCAUCUUCACCCAUUUUGAGCAUCAAGACCAGCACUGUGUCUUCGGUGGUCGACUCCUCUGGAUUUAAUCUGCUUGUUACCACGCCUUCGAAUCUGGAGGUCCGUCGUCUGCCAGCUGACCAUAUUGUAACAAGUGCCAGCCCUGACAGCAGUUCUGACAAAAAACCUCCGGAGAUCGUGCCAGUGUCAAGCUCCUCUCAGCUGAAAGCAGACGGCUCAAAAGGCAACGAAACUUUGUCAGAUUCACCAGCGAAGCUAGCUUCAGUGGAAAACCCCCAGAAAGUCAAGACAGAAAAGGAGUGCAAUUCAACAUCCAAAACAGUGUCCAACAGUGAAGAUGAUAAAGAUUCUGGGUAUUCUGGGGAGCGAUGUCCCUCUAACGAGUCACGUUCCAUCUCAACAGAGAGUUCCUUAGCAUCGCCCAUGGAAACAGACGAAUCUGCAGAGUUGUACCUCUACAAACACAAGAAGUUUGGUGCGCAUCGCAAACGGGGGGGAUCCAACGACCUGUCCGAGCUGGAAAUUAAACAGGUUCGACAAGAUCACAGUACUAGCAGCUUGACUACUACAAAUUUAUCUGACUCCCAAGACAGCAACAGUCGAGAUUGCCCAACAGUCACGUCUGCCACAGACAGCGCCAACACCAAGAGUGAAAGUGGAGUGGAUGGUACAAAGUCAGCAGGAGGAGCUGGAGGAGACAAAAACACCUCUCAGGUAGCUAAAAGUAUGGCUAAGACAGAAGCCCGACACCAGAUGCCUUUUGUGUGGGACCGCGUGACACGCAGUCAGGCCGGCAAACAUGCCCGCUCAACUGACUACACAUGAAAUUUUGUGGUGCUAAGGAACCCCUCCAACUACCCCUCCCCCAAAAAAAAAACUUCACAGUGUACAUUUUUUUGUGAGUGGAUUGUGAGCAUCAUGGCUAGACUUUUGGUGGUUUGUGCUUUGUGUUUUAUGGGAUUAUGUUUACAGCUAAAAAGGUGUUUUUUGAAUUGUUCAAACCUUUCCUGUUCUAAUCGGAAUAUGGUGGGAUCUUGUCAUGAAUUGUAAACCAUGAAACAUACUGGUAGCAUUGUCUGGCUGGUGCACAAAAAAAUGUUCUGUAUCUUAUGUGUUAAGAUGAUUACGUUUUCCACAAGAAUCUCUUUAUGAUACAACAGUGUAGAGCCACCGUGCAGACUUGAAAAGUCAAGAGGCUGUUGUGACCAGAGAACUAUUGCUGCCUGUUUACAGCAUUAUCAGUCGUGAUGGUGGGUUGCUUCGCACAUAUUAAAGGAAAAGAAGACUGAUAAAAUCUGCUGAAUCACUUCAGUUAGUAAACAGUCACGCUAGGUUAAUUUUCUUUAUUGAUGAUAGAAAUGCUGCCAAAACAAAAAUGCCUGCACAAUCAAAAUUCUGAAGAGUUUUGCAUUGUGAGGGGGAAUGUGCUUGAUCCUAGAUAAAGAGUAAGCUGGGCUGAAUGGCAUUGCCUGGCCAACCGGAUGCCUGCAAAGAAAGAGAAUUCAGAAAAAUCAUUACAGUAAGCGUAAGGGCAGAUUGUGGAGAUACGUAGUCUAGCGAUAGCCUACAAGACUUUCAGCUCCUAGAAGCUGAAAGCCACAGAAUGCCUUGGGGAAAGAGACUUGGAAGAAGGGGGAAGAUAUGAAGGCUGUGUUUAACAGGAGCCUGAUUGUGGUUCUUGAUUGUUCAGGGUGGUUUUGGCUAUUCCGCAUGUCUUUGGUCAAUAUGUUCAACAGGUCCAGUCUCAUAACAUAUUGAGCUUAAAAAUGGUGGAUUUUUUGUGCUUGAAUGGUUUGGUCAUUGGAACGGGUUAGUAAAAGGGAUGGAACAGGCUAUUGGGGAUGCACCUUGGGUUAGCUUUUGCUGUGAGAGUCUGAAAGGUACACAUAAGGCUACACUUUUCCGUUUAAAAGUGCCACAUAUGACAUUUCAUCUCCCAUCAUUCUGUGGCCUACAUUCCAUAAAACUAGGCCAAGUGUACUGUUUAGGUUUGUUCCUUCUUUUCCUCUAGUGCCUGCCUUCAAAAAAUUUUAUGCCCACGUAAAGCAUUUGAUGGAUUGUAUCUGUUAACAUAUCGCUAUCACUUACCAUGGACGUGCUCCCAACAGUCCUGGUUAAAGACACUUUAGGUGUGAGGCAGGUGAACAGGAGACAGGGGAGGCUAUGUAGCAUCUGCAUUUUUAGCAGAAAUCAAAUGUCAUAAGAUAAGAGUGUAUGCAUUUUAUGUACACAUGAAGUGUUCAGAUGAUUGAUGCAAGCAUGCUAUCAUGUGAUUUUUCAGGUGUGUCCCUUUGGCAGAGACACUCUUCUCAUCUUUGCCAUGUUUUUGAGAUUGGUGUCUUAUUAACACCAAUUCAGUAUUAACAUGUUUGACACUUAGUAUUUGUUACGUGAUUUUCCUCUCUUCCCCAGCUAUUAAAAUAGUGUUCACUUUAUGGUUAUCCAUAGAAUUUUAGUUCAUUUAUAUUGCAGUCUCAUGGUGCAACUGUGUUCGUAGUCAUGAUAUUUUGAGGUCUUCACCUAGUGGUGUAACACAUCCCUUAGCACUUUUCACAAGUUAUUGUUGUACGGUUUUGUCAUGUAUGGUUUGUGUGAUUGGCUGCAUGAAGGUUCUGUGGUCCUAAUGAUUUUCUCAGUCCUUUCUUGUUUCAGUUUCCAACUUUAAUUUCUCAAAAUGACUACUAAUAAUGAUGUUUCCAUCUUGACAUGUAAUUUUAAUCUAUCUUGAAGAGAAAAUGUUACAUUUUUAUGUCAUCAGAUUGCUGCUUUUUCUCAAAGAACAUUAGAGUUGUUUGAAACAAGUUUGUAUGGGAAAUCAAUAAGAACACAGUUUUUGAAUGAGAUAAGGUCUAGCCAGCAAGCAUUUGAAUAUGAAAUAUGUACAAAGGGGUGCAACCUGUGCCUGAUAUUUUAGCACCUUAUUUUUAAGUUCUUUUCAUGUGAUUGGACUAUCAUUCAAAGAGGUAAAUGAGCUGCACAUUCUACUCCAUAGUGAGUGAAAGUGAUGUGUUUUGUGCCACAGCAGCAUCAGGCAGCAGUGUUGAGACUCACAGACUUGAGAUGGGGGCAUACUUCCUAGACCCAGCAUGAAUGAAUAUUCCCAGUUACUGCCUCCAUACACUAAUGUGCCCGCAUGAGAUGGUGUGUAAAGCUGUGAGUACUCAGUGCACCUUAUCCCAGAGGUAGAUCACAUAAACGUUCACCAGUCCAUUCUAACAAGUGCCUGGAAAAUUACAAAUCACACCCUCCCACAAAGUAGGCUCUCCCGUAGAUUGUCUAUCUUGAAGCAUUUUAUAAUAUUUAUAUAGUACUUUUCCCCACACAAUAGGCGAGCUAGUAGGUAGUAAGGCAGUAUGACGGAACGGUACCACGAUGAGACAAACACACAUGCACAGUGAACAUUGCCAGGAACAUGAACGCAGAGAGAAGGUGGAAAAGGAUCAGCUUCCAGUUUUAUGCUUGGAUUUGUAGCAGGGUUUCCAGAAGUGUCUCCAUGAUGUACUGACUAGUACGGCGUGAAACAUCAAUCGUUUGAUUAGUCAGUUGAGCUUUUUAUACUUUGGUAGAAGAGUUUCCUCGCUGUCCUUACACCGGCCUGGCAAUAAUCCAUGGCUGCUCUUUCUCCACGUCUGCUCUGAUAGCCUCCCUCUUACACCCAUCUAUUGUUUCCACCUCUGGCAUUUACCUUAUCAUGGUGAGAGGAAAUAGUUUUUAACCCUAAUGCUACCUUUAAAAUACCUUCUUAUAUUUUGAUUUUUGUACCUUUUUUUUUUCUCUUAAUGCACAUUCGUGCAGUGCGCAUGAGGGAGGGGACAGGGGAAGCUGGUGAGGGUGGCCUUGCAUGCUGUUGUUGGCAUUUGCCAGUCUUCUGGCGAUAACGUCUGUUGCCACUGAUACGCGGCGCCGUGUAAUAAUUGGAGGUUUUUUUUUUUUAACCCCCUACCCUACUCCUCCGCAAACCGUGCAUCCCCAGAGCAGCAAGUGAACAAAACAGCUCUGAAUUCAUUAACUUGUUUACAUUGGGUGCGACCGAGACGAGGGGUUGCGGAGGUGGGGUAGGGUAGGGGGACACCAGAGGCGGAAGUGGUGGCCGGUGGUGUCGCCACGUCACCGCUUGCACGACCACUGGGACGCAGUGCGAGCAGCAACAUUCACAGCCGAUCCGCUGUUGUGAAGAAAGGCAUUUUUUUAAUUGUUCCUGUUGUUUAUGCCGGUAUUUUUCAUCCUUUUCUAGCUCCACCCUCUUGACAGCAACCCGAGUUUAAUGCAGAUUGUUCCAUUCUGCGAGUGUGUUUUGGUUGUUGAUCAGCAUUGGAGAGGGAGGAGAGGUGUGCGUGUGUAGGGGGGACUGGAAUCCGGGAGAUGAUUGCUGUUUUCGCGUUUUCUUCUUUUGUCCCUGAGCUCUGAUUUCAUUCUCAUGCUAGAGUUCGGCAGUCGUAAACAGGGGCGGAGAUCCACGAGUUCGGCCCCUACCCACCUGCCCCCCAUCUCUCCUCCUGUCAGAUCUUUAGACUACAACGAUGUCCAGGUUAUAGCUACGGGUCGAUGGCAAAGGAACCUCGGAGGCAGGUGAAAAUAGGGGGCGGUGUUUACCUUCAGUCCACGGUCGUGUCUGGGAGAGCACGAGGGUCAAGGGUCACGUUUUCCAAGCUCCUUGCUGCAUGUGGAGCCUACCGAGUCUCGCCCGAGCAUGGCUCAGAUCACCGUUUCGGACAAAAGCAUUAUUUAAAAAAAAAAACAACAACAAAAACGAAGGACGUGCGAUUGAGCAUCCACCAUUGCGCACGUGCUGCAAUAUGGUGCAGUGCUUCUAUUUUCGGGCCUGCGCCGUUGCCAUGGCUACAGCACCGAGACCCCUCUUCCCUCUCUUGCAGGCACGGUGCAAGGUCGUGGAGGUCUGCGACGGGCAGGCUGUGGGCGUGCGUGAUGGGAGAUGCUGCAGCUGCACGCGUAGACCGCUCGUGCACGGUGUCGUGCUGGCGGAGGGCAACGGGCAGGCUGGCGGUUUGUGUCGACCAAACCCUAGUGUAAAUACACCAUCAUUGGCUGGUGUCUCAACGAUUCCAACAGUCACGGCAUGGAGGGAACUGGAGGGAGCGUGAGGUGUUUGUUGCUGGCGCUGCGGCCAUUUUGCCCAAGGCAGGGUCCGGGUGGGGUGAGGCUGGGUCGCACGCGCGUUCGUUUUGCUAAGCUGUCUUGCCCGCACGGCUGUAAUUGCCAGAGAGGUUUGGGCUCCCCUGCGGACAUUGUACACUGGGAGUGGACAGUUAUUCGGCCCAAGUUCCACACCAGCCUCCUUACCCCCCAGAUCGUUUUGCCCUGUCCACGAACUUCGGGUUGCGACACUUGCUAGUUGUCGGCGGAUGAGUCACUCUCUACCCUUAGCAAGAACAGCGUUGGUUUGCAUGGUUCUGCUUUCUAUGGCAACGCUGCAUCAGCUAGAGCAGGAGAAAGCACGUCUUGCUAUUCAGGUUCACAAAUAAUGACGACCCACUUCUCCUGUCUUGCCUCCAUUAAAGAUCUCAGCUCGUUAACAAAGGCUGCACGCAAGCAAUGAAAGCGAUCUCGCCAUCCCUCCACAUCUUUAUUACCCCCCAGCCCCCACCCGGGAUUUGCACGACGUGCAGGCGAUGUCACCACGCGAGUGACGUGCAGGUCUCGUCCUCGGUGACAUGUUGCUGGUCACGUGGUCUUGUCGCACGACUGGGACUUACAGACGCGGCCCUUGUUACUAACGCCCGGUGUUAACAGCCAUUUUGAUUCCAGUGCAUGCACGUGAGUGUGGUCCUGUGCAUGUGAGACACGUGCGGUGUGAGAGUGACGUGUGAUGUAGCUCACCUGUCCUGACGUCAGAGUUGUACAAAGAGUGUUUGGGAUAAAGACUGCUUGCGAGGACUUUGCAUGCAAUGUGUGGUAUGAUUUAUUUAAAAAAUGAUUAUUAAUGAAGAGAUUCUUCAAAUAUUGAUGCGCUUGUUCACGUGUCUUCUAUGUUAUAUUUUGUGUAAAACUCGCGCAAACUGUGCAGAGUUGAAAAUGUGUGCAGUUUGUGCCAGCCGUUAAAAUCGUUAACUCCUUGUGUAUGUGGUUGAAACUAAUUACAGUCGUGGCCUGUCGUCUGUGGUUGAAAUUGUCCAUAAGCCCCGUCGUGAGUGUGGUUGAAUUGGUUUUGUUCGUGACUCGUCAUGUAGGUGGUUGAAAAGUGUUCUGAUCGUGACCCAUAUAUACAUAUAUCCGUGGCUGAAAUUUUAAUCGGCCCGUUAAUGCACGUAGGUAAAAAUCAGCCGCUCGAGGUUCAUUGUGUGAAUGUGGUUGAAAUUAUUCUAAUCAGCCAGUCUGGGACUGCAAGGCUGAAGAUACAUUAUGUCCGUGGUGUGUUGUUGGGUGUCAUGGUGUUCGAUUAUUUGUGUAUACAUGUGGACGCUGGACAUUUUUAACUGCGCCUUACUACUCCGAGCCACAAUAUGUAACAACAUAUGUAUGUAGUCUCAUGACCUUUUAUAGUAAAGCCAGAAUCGGACCACC